Messenger RNA from Manihot esculenta (cassava), 1614 nucleotides. RefSeq lists its product as uncharacterized. NCBI's taxonomy places the organism in Eukaryota, Viridiplantae, Streptophyta, Magnoliopsida, Malpighiales, Euphorbiaceae. The transcript has 3 exons. The record is from RefSeq and is a predicted model, not a curated record. Bases 1 to 1614 code for a protein of 537 amino acids.
AUGACUACUCCGCGUUAUGGUACUGUGUACUGGGACGGGCACAUAGUUAAUAUUAAUAUUGGAUAUGAUUAUGUUGGUGGACAGUCUAGAAUGUUUCGUAUCGAAAAGAAAUUGAAUUAUGAAAAAUUAGUGAUUAAAAUUGUUCGUGCCAUGAAAUUGUCAACGCAUGAAGAUAUGAUAUCAAGGAUUAUUUUUAGACAACCGAUGUUGGAUAAUAGUAUCAUUAAAUAUGGAUUAGCACAACUAAGUGAUGACGAAGAUGUGGACAUGAUGUUUGACUACAUAUCGACAAUCAGGCCAGUAGAUUCAGUUGUAUUAUAUGUAGAUAUUUUAUCUCGUCAUCAUAGAACAGAAGAUGGAGGUGUUGGGCCUUCAACUAGUUGUCCAAUCGUUAUGGAGGGUGAAGGUGAAGACAAUCUCCGGGAUGAUAAUUGUCCGGAUGUUGGCCAGGAUGAAAACGAUGAUGAUACUGAUUUUCUUGAUAAUUUAGAUACAGAUGGAGAUGAUCCUUGGAUUGACGAGGAAGACGACAUUCCAGGUGUUCAGUUUAAUGAUGGAGAUGAUCAUGAUAUAAAUUCUUCAAUGUGUUUUAAUAGUGGAUAUAAAAAUUCUAUUAGACCAUUGAUAUUUCCACCUCCGUAUUCUGAAAUCGACUCUGAUGUAAUGAGAGUUGAUCCUUAUGCAAAAGAUCCAUCGAAUAUGUUCUGGGAUAAGUCGAAAGAAUUUUCUGUAGGAAUGAUAUUCAGAUCUCGAGAGGCUGUCAUCGCUGCUGCUAAAGAGUAUCAUAUGCUGCGACAUCACCAAUUUUGUUAUGAUGAAACUAAGAGUAGGACUUAUUCGAUCAAGUGUAAGGACAAAUUAUCUGGUUGUCAGUGGCACCUUCGUGCAUCCCGUAAAGAAAAUGCUGAUGUUUGGAAGAUAACAAGAUAUAACGGUCUGCAUACAUGUAGAAACGCAGGUGUUAGUAAAGAUCAUGGUCACCUUGAUUCUAGAUUUAUUUGUGCAUUUAUCUUACCCAUGAUCGAACAACAGCCAGAUAUGAAAGUUGCCACUCUUCAGGCUGAGAUCAAAGAUAAGGAAUCAUAUGGGAGAUUGCGUAAGUUCAUGCAUGCUAUUGUGAAUUACAAUCCCGAUACAGUUGUCGCAAUUGAAGAUGAUCCACACUGGAUUGAAGGUCGUUUGGAUGGGAACGUUAGAGUGUUUGAUAGAAUGUUUUGGGUAUUUCAACAAUCAAUUGAAGGAUUCAAGUUUUGUAGGCCAGUCAUCUUUGUUGAUGGAACUUUUUUAUAUGGGAAAUAUAGUGGUUGUAUUCUUUGUGCAACUGAGCUUGAUGGAAAUAAUAUGAUUUUUCCAUUAGCAUUUGCAUUAGUUGAAAAAGAGGAUAGUGACAACUGGGGAUGGUUCAUGGAUUGUCUUCGAUUAUAUGUUACCGACAGAGAAGAAUUAUGUGUUAUAUCCGACAGACACAUUGGGAUUAAAAAGGCAAUGCAAAAGGAUUGGUGGCAGUCCCCAUCAGCCAACCAUCGAUAUUGCAUUCGACAUAUAUUAAGCAAUUACAAUACAAAAUUUAAGAAUACCGAUAUGAAGGAAGCUUUGCGCACAGCAGGUCAGUGA